AGGAAGUGUGCUUCACAGUUGCAGCAUGGAGAUCAAAAACUGUUUUGUUAUACACAUUCUUAUGUUGAUCGUAGGAGGUAUUGGAGAAUGUUCGGCAGUUAAACACCUUAUUGUGGCCGAAGGAGAUACGUUGGUAUUGAAAUGUCUUCGGAGAAACUCCAGUGCAGAAAUAGAGUGGAGAAAUCGAGAAGGCCAUGUCAUGUUUUUUAACACACACAAAGGUCUGAAAGAUCCAAGGAGCAGCGUUUUUACAUUUAACAACUUUGAAUAUACAAUACACCUAUCAAAUGUUACCCUAAAAGAUGAAGGUGUUUAUAAAUGUCUCAUGUAUGAACAGCGUGUCAUUACAAAAAGAUACAAAGUAAAAGUUUUGGGUACCCCAAAAAUAGAAAUGGCUGAGUAUGGAGAUCAAACAAUAAUAAAAUGUACGACAGCGGCAAACGGCCCCCCACCAGAACUCUCCUGGCUGAUGAGUGGAAUUGAGAUUGAGGCCCAACCAAACACUUUAAGGGAAGUUGGAUCCAUCAGGUCAGCGGUAGUUAGCGUCUUAAAAAUCAAAACUCAUAUCAGUAAAGCUACAGUGAUAUGUUUGGCUAAACACCGAGAUCUUCAGAAACCACUGGUGGAUUUCAUCAUCAUUAAAAAUGACUCUGUUAUGGUCCCCACAUCAAGCUAUUCCACUACAAGAGAUCAACCAAAAACCGAGACAAUGAUCACAGUCACUUCAGCCCCUCUCUUUACCAGUACAGCACACGCGGAAUUAACAUCUAUUCCAGAAAGACCUGAAGUGACCUCAGCAGGAGAAAGCACUACUUUAAACAGCACAAUAAUAUAUUACACAAACUCUUCGGAUGGAAAUUCAACUGAAGAAACCCAGAAAAAUAACGUCACCAGCCAAGAAGGUUUUGGUGUAGAGAAUGAACACAAGAAACAUCACACUGAUAAAAAUCCAAGCUCACCCCUGCUGGUUCUGCUGGUGACAUGCCUGAUUUUUUGUCUGCUUAUUGUCGUCAUUUUCUUCGCAAUCAAACUGCGACGAGCCCAUCUAGCCUGGAAAAAAGAGAAUGAAGAGUCCGAGCCAUCUGUGGAAAGCAGCAAGUCAAAAUCCAGUCAUGAAGAGAAACAGGCCCAGGAGAGGAGAAGAAAAGGUUUUUGGAACUCAAAUUUCACAGAAUACAAAAUCGAGGAAGAAACUCCACCGAAUGUGGCAAAUCCCAACAGUACAGAAAAUGUGAUCAAAGAAACAGAAGACAGUUCGAGAGCAGCUACUAGCAAACCGGACGUUUAUGUCAAGGAAACCGAACUUUAGAGGAAUAUUCAGCAGGGUCUGAAUACUUAUAAAAGACUGAAGUGAUUGAGCACUCUAAUGUGAACCACAUGGGAAGCUACCAAAUACUAGUAAAUUACUAGUAGUUUGACAAAGGUGCACAGUUGGCCUCUUUAAGAGAAAAACUUAAAUACAGGCUGUGAUUUGUACAUAUUGUUUUGUAUAUUUGCUGUUUUUUAUUUACUGUUUAUAACUACGUUUGAAUGUAGUUCUCAAAUAAAUUGUACUUUUGUUGGUAUUCAAAGCUUUAUAUUAAAUUCUAUUUUUUUAUUAUGUGUGUUGUAUGAUAUGUGUGAUAAUAUCAUAGUGUGCUGUUUAAGAAUUGUAAUAUG
Messenger RNA from Paramisgurnus dabryanus, 1659 nucleotides. RefSeq names its product cytotoxic and regulatory T-cell molecule. Gene Ontology annotation, molecular function: signaling receptor binding. The record is from RefSeq and is a predicted model, not a curated record. NCBI's taxonomy places the organism in Eukaryota, Metazoa, Chordata, Actinopteri, Cypriniformes, Cobitidae. Gene Ontology annotation, biological process: positive regulation of natural killer cell mediated cytotoxicity directed against tumor cell target; cell recognition; detection of tumor cell. Gene Ontology annotation, cellular component: plasma membrane.